AUGGAAGAUUUGAAAUCCCUUUAUCGAACUGCUGGUCAGCAGGGCAAGGGGAUUACAUUCUUAUUCACAGAUAAUGAGAUUAAAGAUGAAUCAUUCCUUGAGUUCCUCAAUAAUAUUCUUAGCUCGGGAGAGAUAGCAAAUCUCUUCGCCCGAGACGAAAUGGAUGAAAUAUUGGGUGAAUUGGUCAACCCUAUGAAACGUGAAUUUCCUCGACGUCCGAUCACUAAUGAAAGCUUACAAGAAUAUUAUAUGAGCCGUGUAGUCAAAUAUCUGCACGUCUGCCUUUGCUUCUCUCCAGUCGGACAAAAGUUCAGGAAUCGAAGUCUGAAGUUCCCGUGCCUAAUUUCUGGAUGUACAAUGGAUUGGUUUCAGCGGUGGCCAAAGGAUGGACUGAUUGCUGUGUCAAAUUACUUUCUCUCCAGCUUCGACAUGGCCUGCACACCACAAACAAAAAUUUCAGUAGUAAAUACAAUGGGUGUAUUCCAGGAUCUUGUGGCUGAGUCCUGCUUGGACUACUUCCAGCGUUUCCGGAGGCAGACUCACGUGACGCCCAAGUCCUAUUUGGCUUUCAUUGCCGGCUACAAGGAAAUAUACGCAUCAAAGCGCCGUGAAAUAGGCCUGCUAGCAGAGCGCAUGAAUACUGGCUUAAAAAAGUUGGUAGAGGCCACAGAAUCCGUGAAUGAACUGAGUCUCGACUUGGCCGAGAAGGAGAAAGAGUUGGCUGUUGCCAACAGAAAAGCAGAAGAAGUGUUAGCCCAAGUGACAGUGCAAGCAGCCGCUGCACAACAUGUCAAAGAGCAAGUGCAAGUGGUGAAGGAUAAAGCCCAAGUCCUAGUUGAUGCCAUCACUGCAGAUAAAAUAGUUGCUGAGGGCAAAUUAGAGGCGGCUAGACCAGCUCUAGAAGAAGCCCAAGAAGCAUUGAAUACCAUCAAAGCACAGCAUAUAUCGACAGUGCGCAAACUCGGCCGUCCACCUCAUUUGAUCAUGCGCAUCAUGGACUGUGUUUUGCUGCUCUUUCAAAAGCGCAUUGAUAUGGUCACCAUGGACCCGGAAAAGCCUUGUCCAAAGCCCAGCUGGGCGGAGGCACUGAAGUUGAUGGGUGCUGGCAACUUUCUGAAUGGUCUCCUCAAUUUCCCUAAGGGAAGAGUUGUUUUAUCUUAA
Molecule: messenger RNA, 1161 nt
Organism: Protopolystoma xenopodis
Lineage: Eukaryota; Metazoa; Platyhelminthes; Monogenea; Polystomatidea; Polystomatidae
Source: the annotation of a GenBank genome assembly